ACAGGAAAUAUGGUGUCAGAACAUUUACGAUUUCUUCAAAACAUGAAAAAUUACUACAUCCUAUCCGUCUGAAAAUUUUUAGUAAAAACCAAAACUUCCGGAUAGAGGGCGUUCUCAUCCAAUAUGGCUGCGCCCAUGAGUGGAAAAUUUUUCAGUACAGAUCCCACAGAGAUAAAGGACAUAGUCCUCCUCCUGACCCAGAAUGGACUUUGUCCUCGCUGUGUCCUCAGGUUCCUGGGAGAGGGGGAUACUGCAGUGUUUAGAGUCUCCAUUGAGGAAUUGACCCAGAAAGUGAUAUCACUGGCAGAUGGUCAGGAAGGUAUAUUUUCUUCCCUCCCUUGUCCUGCUUGUUUGGGAAUUCUCCAGGUGUACCUAGAGGGAGAGUUUCUUAACAGAAUUGUAGAGACAGUGAAAUCCAGUGAUCAUCAGUUCAAGACAUUCAUUUGUUCUCUGACUACACCUGUGUGUUCACUUCUUAGAGAGCAUUCUUUCCUUCUGCUGCUGAAUGAAAAGUUUAAAUCUCUGUAUGAAUGUAAAGUGAUAGAGGACAUAGCAUCAGUUAAAGAUGUCUGGAAAUGGAGGAGUGGUCCUAUUUUAGCAGCGGCUCUAAAUGCACCUUUUGAAUUCAAGAGCAAAUUUGACAUUAUUCUCAACUUUACUUACGACAAGUCAGACAAGGAAUGCACCUUCCUGUCUUACCACAGUCCAGCAUUAUUCAGGAAAAGGAAAAACCAACAAAAGAAUUAUGGAGAUACCUACACAAGGACUAAUGUAGCAAAAGUUUUAUCAGACAUCACAGAUGGAUAUUUCAAAAGGAACUACAACAUCCCAAAGAGCAACGAGAACAGUAUCUGUAAAUGUAAUGAGAUCAAGUGUAUCCAUGAUGCCGUCUUUGUAGCAGGUAGAUACAAUAAGUACAGCCGCACACUGAGUCAGACUCCGUGGAUUCUGGACGGGGGCAGGAAAAGUCAGUCAUCCGUGGAGGAAGAAAUCUGUGAACCACUGAAGCAGAAAUUUAGGUUUACAGAACAACGUUUUUCUUCAUCAGGACGAGAAGAUGUGGACGUAAGAAUGUUAGGAAAAGGAAGGCCUUUUGUUGUAGAAAUGGAUGAUCCACAUCGAGUUGAAUUCUCAGCAGAAGAUAUCUUGGAAAUACAGAAGGAAAUCAACAAGUCAGCUGAUAUCAAAGUCAGGGAUUUACAAAUUGUUGACAAAAAAGAUGUCGAUAAACUAAAGGAGGGUGAAAUAGAGAAAAUGAAGACCUAUUCUGCCCUUUGCUGGUCUAAAGAAUCUCUCUCUGAGGAACAACUUCACAAGCUUCAGGAAGUUAAGGAUCUUAUUAUUUAUCAAAAGACUCCGAUUCGAGUCCUUCACCGGCGCCCUCUGGCGACAAGGGAGAGAAUAGUGUACAGUAUGUCCGCCAAGAAAAUAGAUGAUCUUCAUUUCACCUUGAGUCUCUCAACACAGGCUGGCACCUAUAUUAAAGAGUUUGUUCAUGGAGAUUUCGGGAGAACCACUCCAAAUCUUGGAACCUUGACUGGUGUGGAGUGUGAUAUUCUGGAACUUGAUGUACAGAGUGUUGAGCUGGAUUGGCCUCCAAGCUUAGAAGACAGCUGACAGAUGUUUGUAUCCUAGACUGAAUAAAUGUUAUGCCUCAGUUCAA
Molecule: messenger RNA, 1663 nt
Organism: Saccostrea echinata
Lineage: Eukaryota; Metazoa; Mollusca; Bivalvia; Ostreida; Ostreidae
Product: tRNA pseudouridine synthase Pus10-like
Exons: 18
Coding region: 124-1617 (497 amino acids)
Biological process (GO): tRNA pseudouridine synthesis
Molecular function (GO): pseudouridine synthase activity; RNA binding
Source: RefSeq, a predicted model, not a curated record